Messenger RNA from Prorocentrum cordatum, 543 nucleotides. The record is from the annotation of a GenBank genome assembly. Lineage: Eukaryota; Dinophyceae; Prorocentrales; Prorocentraceae.
GAAGCCGAAGGGACCAGAGAGCCCGAGGAGGAUUUCUCGAAGCUCUCCGUGAAGGAGCUGAAGCAAAAGCUUGAAGAUCUCGCCAUCACCAUCCCAGUAGGCAUCGCUGAGAAAGGGGAGCUUGUGGAGCUCCUGAAGUCGCACAAGCCCCCCGAGAAGCCGAAGAAGAUGGAUUUCUUCGAAUACCUGAAGACGAAUCAGGGCGGCAAGGGCGACGGCAAGGCGGCCAAGGGGAAGGACAAGGGCAAGGACAAGGACAAGGGCAAGGAGACAAGGAGAAGGGCAAGGACGACGAGAAGGCCCAGAGGAAGCGAGAGAGGACGGGAGAGGCGGCGAGGCGAGAAGGCCGACCGGGGGAAGGGCAAGGGCAAGGACAGGGGGGAAGGGGCUCCAGAAGGGGAAGCAGGCGCCGGGCGGCCACGGCGGCAGCGCGAACAGCACGCCGCUGGGCGGCGCCGCAGGAGGGGAGCGUGCCGGCGAAGCACAUGCCCAACAAGGCCCCCAAGAUGGCGGCCCCGGGUCACAUGCCGACGAGGCCGAUGA